Molecule: messenger RNA, 936 nt
Organism: Symbiodinium natans
Lineage: Eukaryota; Dinophyceae; Suessiales; Symbiodiniaceae
Source: the annotation of a GenBank genome assembly
AUGUUUGAUUUCGCCAACCUCGACGACAUCGAGGACAACGCGGCAGCUCCAGAAUGGCUGAAGUGGCAGGGCAUUCGAUGGCAACGUGAUCCUCAAGAAGAGCUGCCCGUCCUUGUGGAGGAGCGAGAGGAGACCUUUGCGGCACCUGCAGUGGUCCAGGGGGACUUCACCUGGCUGCCCGUCGCGGUGCCCAGCCUCCCGGACGCCGCCUUCGAUCCGCUGGCGCUGGCCUCCGAGAAGCAGGAGGUCGUGGAAGGAAACAUGGCCUCCCUGAAUGGCCAGGUCAUCGUCAACUUUGCCACCAGCGCGGUGGAGGAGUUCAUGCUCGCACAGAGGGAACGUGAGGAGUACAAGGCCUACAUCCAGAACCUUCACGAGCAGCGGCUCGCAUAUCUGGCGGCCAAGCGAUCGGAUGACCUGGCAAAGAGAGGCAUCGAGAUGCGGGCGAAGGGCGCAGCGCCGACCCUGGACCGAAAGCCAUUCGCGUGGCGGGAGCUCCGCAGCGUCCUCAACAUAGAUGUGAAGCAGAUGCCGAAGGAUAGCGUCAUGGCCGAGACGGUCCUUUCAGCCUCUAAGAAGCUCACGCGCUCACUGGUACCCAUUGCCACAGGAGCGAUGUUGCCCCCGAGCAUCCUCGUGCACAUGCUGGUCGCCUUCGGAUCUCAGGUGCGCCCCGAGGCUGGGGGCCGAUGGGGGCGCAACGCAGCGAAGCACAUCGCUGUCAGCGAUUGCUUCUUCCCAACAGGCAUGAUCCUGAACGAUGCCGCCGAUAUUAUCAACCAGAAGAAGGAGCCUCCCACCUUGGUUCACUUGGUGGCCAUGUCCAUCAACAAAGAGAAUGGCGACCUUGAGGCGAAGCACCUCCUUGACAACAUCAAGCUGCCCUCGCCCGCGAGCUACCCCUCCAUCAAGCCGCGGCACCAGAUUCGGCGAUGA